AAUCACCAGACGACAGCACAUGUACCUUCAGCUCGCCACGUUAGGUUGAUAGUGCUUUAAUUCCCUCAUUUUGCCGGUCAGUCGGUGAUCAUUAUUUAGAGAUGAAGUCCUUGGUGUUUUUAAUAUCUGUAUUUGUCGCUUCAAUUGCGGCGGAUGAUGUUUUGGUCUUUACCGAUUCCGAUUUUAGUACGAAAGCCAGUGAACACGACUUAGCUUUGAUUGAAUUUUAUGCACCUUGGUGUGGACAUUGCAAAAAAUUGGCCCCAGAAUAUGAAAAAGCAGCUUCAACUUUAAAAUCUAAUGAUCCUCCUGUAGCAUUAGCUAAGGUUGAUUGUACAGUAGAAAAAGACGUCUGCUCAAAAUAUGGCGUCUCUGGUUACCCAACUUUGAAAAUUUUCCGCAAUGGAGAAUUUAGUGAAGAUUAUAAUGGACCAAGAGAGGCUGGUGGUAUUGUUAAGUUGAUGAAAUCUAAGGCUGGUCCUACCUCAACAUUAUUGGAAACAUUAGAACAAGCUGAGAAGAUAGCUAAAUCUAGUGAAUAUGCUGCUAUCGGUUUUUUCAAGUCACUUGACAGUGAAUUAGGUAAAACAUUCCAAAAAGUUGCUGAUGCUAUCAGUGGUGAUCUAAAAUUUGCCCAUACAGAAAAUGCAGAUAUAAUGAAAAAAUUUGGAUUUAAAGAUAAAAUUGUGUUGUUCCGUCCCAAGAAAUUCCAGAGUAAAUUUGAAGACCAUCAACUGGAGUAUAAAGAUGAUUCUAAAUUACAUACAUUGAAAAACUGGGUUCAAGAAAAUAUUCUAGGUUUAUGUAGUCACAGAACACCAGACAAUGCUGACAAAUUAAAGAAACCAUUAUUUGUAGCUUAUUAUGAUGUAGAUUAUGUUAAAAAUGAAAAGGGUACCAAUUACUGGAGAAACAGAGUAAUGAAAGUUGGUAAGAAGUUACGAGAUGCUGGUAAAAAUCUGUAUUUUGGUGUCAGUAAUAGUGGUGAAUUCGCACAUGAAAUGAGUGAAUGUGGUCUGAACUCGCAAGGUGAUAAACCUAAAGUUUGUGCCUGGGAUAGCAGAGAUAGAAAAUUUGCUAUGAGUGAAGAAUUCAGUAUGGAAACAUUUGAAAAGUUUAUCAAUGAUGUGUUAGAAGGUAAACUAGAACCCUAUUUAAAAUCAGAACCUAUUCCUGACAAUACUGAUGUUCCUGUCAAGACUGUAGUAGCCAAAAAUUUUGAAGAAAUAGUUAAUGAUGAAAAUAAAGAUGUUUUAAUAGAAUUUUAUGCACCAUGGUGUGGACACUGUAAGAGUUUAGCACCUAAAUAUGAAGAAUUAGCUGAAGCGUUGAAAGAUGAGAAAGAAAUUACCAUAGCUAAAAUGGAUGCUACAGCUAAUGAUGUCAGUAAACCUUAUGAUGUAACUGGAUUCCCAACUCUGUAUUUUGUUCCUAAAGACAAGAAAGAUAACCCAGUAAAAUAUAACGGUGGUCGUGAAGUCGGUGAUUUUAUUAAAUAUUUAGCUAAAGAAGCUACCAAUGAACUGUCAGGUUAUAAAAGAAACGGCAAAAAGAAGAAGACUGAACUUUAAAAAUCUUCCAAUGAAACUUCAUUAUUUCAUUUCAUAAAUUAUCAUCCUCCAUUUAUACUUAGUUUUCAUCCUUUUUUUUUUAAAGUUAGAUUUCACUUCUUUCAACCUCUACCAGUGCUUUUCAGUGACAAUAGUUUGGUGUAAGGUCUGUUGUUGGCUUCAGGUUUACAACAUUAUGCAAAUAUGGUCCUCCAGAAAUUGGUUUGAAUUCAUUUCUUACAUGAGUCAUUUUUGUGCUGUUUUGUUAAGACAUUUACUUACCACUUUGAAUUUGUACUUACUUUGUUUAAGCAUUCUUUCUGUUUCUUGUUAUGUUGCAUGAGAAAAUCUGAGUUCUGAGCAUUUGCUUUUGCAUUUACUGUUUCUUAGGAAAAUUUUGGCAAUAUUGAGAAAUCAUGUAUCCAUUCUUUCCUUAGAAGACUUGUGUGUAUUUUGUCAGCUGAUUUUUUUUUUUUUUGGAUUAUAAUCAGUCUUGCUCUAGCCAUGCGGAACUCCUAUAAUGUUUUUGGCCACAGAAAUUUAAGACGCAAGUACAUCAUCAUUCAUAUAUUUUGUGGUUGAAAAGGAAUUUGCUCCCAUGUGUCUGAAAUAGUAAACUGAAAGUACAAAAAUUCUGUUACGCUCAGCAUGAUUUUUAAAUGCCUCCAUUAAUGAUCAACACAUCUUCCAUAAUAUAUUGUUAAAAUUUCUUGAUUGUACUAUCUCACUACAAUGAUGUAUAUGUUAUUUAUUAUAGAAAAUUUGAUAUAAAAUUGUACUAUAGGAUUAUAUCAUUGUGAAUAUUUAUCAUUUUGAGAGAGAAUGUUCCUUUGUCAAAAGGGUACAAGAAUAAAAAACUUACAAAAUUAUA
Molecule: messenger RNA, 2421 nt
Organism: Lottia gigantea (owl limpet)
Lineage: Eukaryota; Metazoa; Mollusca; Gastropoda; Lottiidae
Exons: 13
Coding region: 102-1571 (489 amino acids)
Biological process (GO): response to endoplasmic reticulum stress; protein folding
Cellular component (GO): endoplasmic reticulum
Molecular function (GO): protein disulfide isomerase activity
Source: RefSeq, a predicted model, not a curated record